GGGGUGUCGAAGCGAGGCCGGCGAGGGGGCCGGGUGGCUGGGCGAGGCCGGCGCGGCGCUGGGGCAGCGGCAGGGGGAGCGGGGCCAUGGCCGGCGGGUGAGUCAGCGGCGCGGCCCCACCUGCCCUACUUAACCGCCGCUGGGCGCCCGGCCCCGCACUCGGGGCUGUGCUGCCGCCGCGGCCGGAGCUGCGCCUUCCUCCUCCUCCUGCUCCCGGGGCGCUGGGCGGGGACCGCCGCUGCAUGAACGUUCGUCUCGGGAGCCGCAGAAGCACCCGCAGCCCUCAAGAUGCCGAAGCCGAUCAAUGUUCGAGUUGUUACUAUGGAUGCAGAGCUGGAGUUUGCCAUCCAGCCAAACACUACAGGCAAACAGCUGUUUGACCAGGUGGUUAAAACCAUAGGUUUGCGAGAAGUGUGGUACUUUGGUCUUCAGUAUGUGGACAACAAAGGAUUCCAGACUUGGCUGAAGCUUGAUAAAAAGGUUUCUGCUCAAGAAAUCAGAAAAGAGAAUCCCCUCCAGUUCAAAUUCCGUGCCAAGUUCUUCCCAGAGGAUGUGGCUGAAGAGCUGAUUCAGGACAUCACACAGAAGCUCUUCUUCCUGCAAGUAAAGGAAGGGAUCCUCAGUGAUGAGAUCUACUGUCCUCCUGAAACAGCUGUACUUCUUGGCUCCUAUGCUGUGCAGGCCAAAUUUGGAGAUUACAACAAAGAUGUGCACAAACCUGGAUACCUCAAUUCAGAGCGUCUGAUCCCCCAAAGGGUGAUGGACCAGCAUAAACUCUCCAGAGAGCAGUGGGAAGAACGGAUCCAGGUGUGGCACGCAGAACACGGCGGCAUGCUCAAGGAGAAUGCCAUGUUGGAAUACCUGAAGAUUGCUCAAGACUUGGAAAUGUAUGGAAUCAACUACUUUGAGAUCAAGAAUAAGAAAGGAACUGACCUUUGGCUGGGGGUUGAUGCUUUGGGGCUCAACAUCUAUGAAAAGGAUGAUAAGCUGACUCCAAAGAUUGGGUUCCCUUGGAGUGAAAUCAGGAACAUCUCCUUCAAUGACAAGAAGUUUGUUAUAAAGCCUAUUGACAAGAAGGCACCAGACUUUGUGUUUUAUGCCCCUCGUCUGAGAAUUAACAAGCGGAUCCUGCAGCUCUGUAUGGGCAACCACGAGCUGUACAUGCGGCGCAGGAAGCCUGACACCAUUGAGGUGCAACAGAUGAAAGCCCAGGCCCGGGAGGAGAAGCACCAGAAGCAACUGGAAAGGCAACAACUGGAAAAUGAAAAGAAGAAAAGGGAGACAAUUGAGAGGGAGAAAGAGCAAAUGUUGAGGGAGAAGGAGGAGCUGCUGGUGAGGCUACAAGAAUAUGAGCUGAAGACUCAGAAAGCAGAGAAAGAGCUCUCUGAUCAGAUCCAAAGAGCCAUUCGGCUGGAGGAGGAAAGGAGACGAGCCCAGGAGGAGGCAGAACGCUUGGAAGCUGAUCGUUUAGCUGCUCUGCAGGCCAAGGAAGAGCUGGAGAGACAAACUAAGGACCAGAUAAAGAGCCAGGAACAGCUGGCUACAGAGCUUGCAGAGUAUACAGCCAAGAUUGCACUUCUUGAAGAAGCCAGGAGGCGUAAAGAGAGUGAGGUUGAAGAGUGGCAAAUCAGAGCCAAGGAAGCCCAGGAGGAUCUGGUAAAGACAAAGGAGGAGCUGCACCUGGUCAUGACUGCUCCACCUCCACCCCCACCACCUGUCUAUGAGCCAGUGAACUAUCAUGUCCAUGAUAACUUGCAAGAUGAAGGGUCUGAGUACUCUGCCUACAGUGCAGAAUUCUCCAGUGAGGGGAUCAGGAACGACCGCAAUGAGGAGAAGCGCGUUACUGAAGCAGAGAAGAAUGAACGUGUACAGAGGCAACUGAGGGCACUGACAGAUGAGCUGGCCCAGGCUAGAGAUGAAAAUAAGAGGACCCAAAAUGAUAUUAUCCACUCGGAGAACAUGCGGCAGGGGCGUGACAAGUACAAGACGCUGCGGCAGAUCCGGCAGGGCAACACGAAGCAGAGAAUCGAUGAGUUUGAAGCCAUGUAAUGAUGUGUAUAACAAGAAGGGCAGGACUGUGGGAAGGCAGAUCUUAAUGCUGUGUUCUUGUUUUGGGGUUGUUUUGUUGUCGUUAUUGUUGUGGUUGUUUUUUUUCCCCUGAGGAGGGAGUCACUGUAUGACAUCUAACAAAUGUUCUCUAAACACUGAGGUGUUUGAUUCUCCCUUUGAUUCCAUAUCUUCUGUUAAAUUGGGUAUAGUUAACAACUCAUGGUACCACUGAUCCUGGUAACUUGCUCAUGCCUUUGCUUAGUGCCAAAAGGCCGAAUGUCACAUCUCUCUUUAAGCAAGAAAAACUUUAACAGGGCCAUGUUUCUAGUUGAAGAUACAUGUCCUGUGCAGGUGCUGGAUUCAGCUUGGUCUAAAAAUAAGCAACUGUGGGUGACUUUUGUGCCAUAUGCCUUUGUGUUAUUAGUUACAGUGUACAGUCUAACAGUUGAGAAGACAGGUUGUAGGACAUUCUUUUUGUCUUGGUCCUGAUGACCCCUGACACCCCCACCCCCUGCACACAAAAGAACUGACACCACCCGACAACUAUUUUGUGUAGAAAUGAGGCUUUUUCUGGUUGCUGUUUUGAACUGGAGAAAUUCUGCAGUGAUGGCACAGAAGUGUGGCAUAGGGACACUGAUACCCUCCUCACAUAACAACUAGGCAAAUACUCAGUUGGAAUCUAAUACACUAUUGUGUUUGCAUUCCAGCUUCAUUACUGAUCAGUUAUAGUGUAGUAUUUAUAUAUAUAUAUAUAUAAAAAAAAUAUGCAAUACUAGUUUAAAGGGAAAUAGUUUUGCUCUGUAUAUUUUGUUACUUUUCAGAUUUAAUAAGACUUGCAUCUGUAAAAAUGCCUAAACAACACUGUAGUCUGAUACAGUGCAGCUGAUUAUUUGCUAUAAAGCAUUAUUUGUAAAGAUCAUUUUUUUUACUUAAUGGAAAUUGUUAUAUGUACACAUGAUCCAAUAUAUACAAUUUUACUGCACCUAUUUUUCUAACAAAUUUUCUAAUUUUUUUAAAUGUUUGAUUUAAAGUUUCAGACUCCAAAGAUGAAGGGACUGCUUGUUUAUAUCACAGUUGUAUUCUCUCUAGUAGAGAGCAUUUCUGUGACCAUUCCUUCCCCAUUAAUCUCCCCCUUUCCUUGAAAAUCUGUUAGAAAGUGAGAUACAGUAUGUUGUCAGCUCUUCUCUUUCCUUUAAGAUACCUGUGCUGCUUUAUACUUGAGUUGAAUCUUGUGUGGUUUUUUAUUUGCAGCUGCAAACCAUCUAAAUAAAAGAUCUGCAAAGUAACAAA
This is a messenger RNA of Apus apus (common swift), 3339 nucleotides long. It is a transcript of the gene EZR, whose product is annotated as ezrin. Lineage: Eukaryota; Metazoa; Chordata; Aves; Apodiformes; Apodidae. Gene Ontology annotation, biological process: positive regulation of protein localization to early endosome; regulation of cell shape; regulation of organelle assembly. The record is from RefSeq and is a predicted model, not a curated record. Bases 289 to 2049 code for a protein of 586 amino acids. The transcript has 13 exons. Gene Ontology annotation, molecular function: actin binding; cell adhesion molecule binding. Gene Ontology annotation, cellular component: filopodium; plasma membrane; apical part of cell.